This is a messenger RNA of Scutellospora calospora, 156 nucleotides long. The record is from the annotation of a GenBank genome assembly. Lineage: Eukaryota; Fungi; Glomeromycota; Glomeromycetes; Diversisporales; Gigasporaceae.
GGAUGUGUAAAAAGUGAGCAUUUCUGUGAGACUCUCAUCUCUUUCUAUGAUACACCUCUCAAAAGUGAAAACAUGAAUCAUAAACUUCGGAGAGAUUUCCUGAGUUCAAAGUAUAGGGAUAGUGUGAAGGCGAGCAUUUUUGCGAGGCCCUCAUAG